AUGGCAACUUCGAAAGUUCUAAGCAUUGCUAUCUUUGUGCUGUUGGGUUUAAGCAUGUGUUCUGCUACUAGAAAACUCUCCCAAGGAGGAUCUAGAGGACUGUUUGGUGGUGGUGGACUUCCUGGUGGAGGACUGCCUGGUGGUCGUGGACUUCCUAAUGUAGGAUCUGGUGGAGGACUGCCUGUUGGUGGUGGACUUCCUGUUGUAGGAUCUGGUGGAGGACUGCCUGGUGGUGGUGGACUUCCUGUUGUAGGAUCUGGUGGAGGACUGCCUUUUGGUGGUGGACUUCCUGUUGUAGGAUCUAGUGGAGGACUGCCUGGUGGUGGUGGACUUCCUGUUGUAGGAUCUGGUGGAGGACUGCCUUUUGGUGGAGGACUGCCUGGUGGUGGUGGACUUCCUGUUGUAGGAUCUGGUGGACUGCCUGGUGGUGGUGGACUUCCUGUUGUAGGAUUUGGUGGAGGACUGCCUUUUGGUGGUGGACUUCCUGUUGUAGGAUCUGGUGGAGGACUGCCUGGUGGUGGUGGACUUCCUGUUGUAGGCAUCGUGGGAAUACUGCCUAUUGUUGGUCCAAUUCUUGGUGGAUAGUGCCGUGAAGGUGGGCAUAUUGGAAAUAAUGACGGCGUUGUAUCUCAUGGUCAUCACCAAGCCUAUAAUGAUAUCUUCAUAAAUAAUAAAUAAUAUAGGGAUCCAAAAGAGCAAUUAAGCCUAAAUAAUAUCUAUAGCUCUGCUCCUAUUAUAAACUUUAAUAAGAUAUGAUUAUAAACAAGAAUAAGAUGCUCCUAUUAUAAACUUUAAUAAGAUAUGAUUAUAAACAAGAAUAAGAUAUGAUUAUAAACUUUAAUUAAUAAUAUAUUUACAAUUACAAUGUUAAGUUCA
This is a messenger RNA of Medicago truncatula (barrel medic), 876 nucleotides long. RefSeq names its product acanthoscurrin-1. The coding region runs from base 1 to 585 and encodes 194 amino acids. NCBI's taxonomy places the organism in Eukaryota, Viridiplantae, Streptophyta, Magnoliopsida, Fabales, Fabaceae. The transcript has 2 exons. The record is from RefSeq and is a predicted model, not a curated record.